AUGGAUGUAUUAAGCUCGCUGUGCUUAACGGCGUCGACGUCUUCAGUAAUUGACUACAAGUCAGACGAACAGCAAGAGUCAGCGCCGAAUUUAACAUCACUAUCCAAAUCUACGACAAACCCAACAGUUCCGAUACUUCCAACAGUCUCAACUAUCUCAACAGAGCGUAAAAAUACUGCUACCGCGUCAUCACGCGCUGCUAGCAUUCCGUCGCCCCCAAUGUUUCUUGAAAAAAACGAAGACAUCAUACCCCGGUCAAAAUUGGAUAAGAAACGUAAGAAUUCGAUACCAUUGCCCAUAUCAACGCGCUCUACGGGUAAGAGAAAGAGAGUCGAGACGGAAGAUGACCUGAAAGUACCCUCCACGCCCACUAAACGUAAAGCCAGUAACGAUUAUCUCCGUAAGGGUCAAUGGACCAGCACCGAGGAGCGACUUGCUCGCCUCUUAAUUGAGGCAUUUGAAGAAGGGUAUUUACCUAUUUACACGGGCAUUCGGCUACGUGGUUACUUAGCUGUGCAGUUGCAAUGCGAUCCCAUGCGCGUGUCAAAAAAACUCUGUGCAGGUAUGAUUGACGGCAAGGCAAUGCCCAAAAAUUAUGGCCAAAAGAAGUUUAAACUUCGCAAAAGAAUUUUAUGGGACUCAGAUGAGGCAGCAUGUCGAAUUUCCGAACUCGAGAGUCUAACUAUGGCGAUGUGGACUGAAGCACGAAUGAGGAAACCCUCGUAUCUUACGCUCUCGACUACUCACAAUAUGAACAAAAAGAAAGGAUCUGAUCACGAGAGUGACUCCGUCUUGUCACCCUCUGAAUGUGACAAAAGUUCCUCCUUGACGUCGUCGAAAAAACAGGAAAUGUUUCCUAUUAUAUAUUUAAAUCUGUCCAAAUUGAAGCAUUAUUCAAACAAAAUCGACGAUAGCGACAGUAAUCCUGCGUCUUCAUUUACAGAAUCUGAUUCGGACGGUGAGCCAGUGAGACUUGAUGGCGAAUCACUACAAGCUGCAUACGAUCUACUUACCUUGUGCAGUCCACGGAUACCUGCCUUGAAUGGAAAAACCAAGUUGAAGAAGAUAGAAGGUGAUUUUGUCGCUCCAAUUGAAGCGCUCGUCAAGAAAGAGUCUCUUCAAAAUGACAUCAGCAAGAAGUGCAUUGAAGAAAAGUCUAUGGAUGGCAAGUCAAACAUAAACAUCUUAAUCAAGGAUGGGUCUACUAUGUGUAUAUCAACCAGAGACCAAGUCGUUGAGACCAAAGCUGAUAGGGAAGAUACAAAGCAGAAUGAGAUCGAGCACUUGACAGCAGCCUCCAUCGUUUAG
Plasmopara halstedii is the source of this 1308-nucleotide messenger RNA. RefSeq lists its product as uncharacterized. Bases 1 to 1308 code for a protein of 435 amino acids. NCBI's taxonomy places the organism in Eukaryota, Oomycota, Peronosporomycetes, Peronosporales, Peronosporaceae. The transcript has a single exon. The record is from RefSeq and is a predicted model, not a curated record.